AUGUUUCUUUCUUUUGUAUGUAAAGCACGGGGCUUAAUAUUGUUAUACAACUUCGGUAAUUAUCUUUUUGAAUACAUUUGGUCUUACUUGACUAACUCAACAGUUUGGGAAAAGAUUGAAAAUAAAUUUGUAGUAGUUACCGGUGCCACACAAGGGAUUGGUAAAGAAAUUUGUAAACAACUAGCAUUUAGAAAAGUAAAAUUAUUGAUGAUCGAUAAUAAUAAAGACAAACUAGAAUCUUUAAAAAAUGAAUUGGCCAGUCAAAUUGAGUGCGAAUUUUAUGUUAUUGAUUUUAAAAUUACCGCAGAAAAUUAUAAUGUUUUUUCAUUUCUUGAAGAUUACGAUGUGGCUGUUUUAAUAAAUGCAGCAACUACAGCUGACAGAGGUGUAGAAUCUUUUUUAAAUCGUAGAAAUGACGUAAUUAUUCAAACCAAUAUCUUAAGCACAGUUCAUAUCACUCAUAGAGUCGCCGCACAAAUGACUGAAAAAAAAUUAGGAUAUAUUUUAUUUAUCGGUGAUUCUGCAUUUGAUAUACCCGUUCCAUACAUUGCAGUUUAUUCCGCCACUUUAGCAUUUUUAAACCAGUUUGCCUCAUCUUUAUAUUACGAAAUAAAUAAAUACGGAAUCGUAGUUGAGUAUAUAAACUACAGUCCAGUUUUAAAAGCACAAUUAGAUACAUAUAAUUCUAUAGAUACAAAAAAAUUUGUAACUUCACUAUUUAAAACAUUUGGCUCGAACAGAAGAAUUAUUCCUAGACUUAAACAUAUUUUUUGGCAAUGUAUUGUAGAUUUAAUUCCACGUUGGAUUAUAGGUCGUUAUAAGUCAAACAUACACGAGAAAAUAGAACUUAAAAGAGAAUUUUUAGAACAAAAGAAAAAACAAUAA
This is a messenger RNA of Vairimorpha ceranae, 885 nucleotides long. RefSeq names its product estradiol 17-beta-dehydrogenase 12. The transcript has a single exon. Bases 1 to 885 code for a protein of 294 amino acids. Gene Ontology annotation, molecular function: oxidoreductase activity. The record is from RefSeq and is a predicted model, not a curated record. Lineage: Eukaryota; Fungi; Microsporidia; Nosematidae.